This is a messenger RNA of Hippoglossus stenolepis (Pacific halibut), 1742 nucleotides long. It is a transcript of the gene commd7, whose product is annotated as COMM domain containing 7. Lineage: Eukaryota; Metazoa; Chordata; Actinopteri; Pleuronectiformes; Pleuronectidae. The coding region runs from base 520 to 1119 and encodes 199 amino acids. Gene Ontology annotation, biological process: tumor necrosis factor-mediated signaling pathway; negative regulation of DNA-templated transcription. Gene Ontology annotation, molecular function: NF-kappaB binding. The transcript has 10 exons. The record is from RefSeq and is a predicted model, not a curated record.
UGGAAGGAGAACGGGAGAAGACACGAGUUGAAACUUUGUCUGAAACAUCAGGGACGAAGUGAAACUCCGAACUUGUCUCGGUUUGUUACAUUGAGUCCGUUCAUUGUGUCAAAGUGUCGCCACAUCAGGUUCAACAUCUGUCCACGUGCACACGACGUGCGCAUGGACACGCGCGACGUGCACACACUCACAAGUGCCGCACGGUGCAGAGAGGGAGGAAGAAGCCCAGAGACAGAACCGAGCCCGAAUCUAGACGUUUCACUUCAGCUGCUCGGGGAACGAGAGGAGGAGGAGAAGGAGGAGGAGGAGGAAGGAGGGAGGAGGAAGGAGGGAAAGAAGGAAAAGUGUCAAACUUACAUAACGACGCACGCGUGCUGCUCAUCCACGGCUGCAGGAAGAGAAGAGAGAGGAAACAGCCGCGAACUGCGCAUGCGCGCUGACCAACCCGGAAGAGAAGCGGCGCGGCUCGUGACCGUUUGUUGUUUCCAGUGAAUCUGGAAACAAACCUCGGAUGAGAAGAUGCAGCUUCACUUCACCAGAGAUGUUCUACCAGAAGCUGCGAGCAGCGACUUCCACAACCUGAACAAGCUCAACGAGCAGCAGUUUCACCGUCUGAUUGAAAUUCUGUUCCAGUUCCUGCUGGAGCCUAAAGAGACGGAGAGGUUCAUGCAGCAGCUCACGGAGUUUGCAGGGGAACAGGGGAUGAGCGCUGGUCCUCUGAGGAACCUGAUGAAGAGCGUCCUCCUGGUGCCGCAGGGAGCCCUGAAGAAGAACCUGGCAGCCGAGCUGAUCGGAGAAGACCUGGUGACGUUAGGACUGAGCGAGGACAAGGCGGCUCACUUCUCACAGCAGUGGGCGGAGCACUACGCGGCGCUGUCCCGACAGGCGGUCAGUCAGGCGCUGAUGGUCAACCAGCUGGUCGACAUGGAGUGGAAGUUUGGAGUGACUGUUGGCACCAGUGAGACACAGAAAGUGGGCAACAUCUAUCUGCAGUUGAAGCUCGUGGUCAGAAAGGGGAAUUCCACUGAAAACGUCUACAUGGAGCUGACACUCCCUCAGUUUUACAACUUCCUCCACGAGAUGGAGCGAGCCAAGGCCAGCAUGGAGUGUUUCAGCUGAGUGGGUGCGUGCUCUUGUACAGAUGUCUUUGUGAGGACCAGUUUGAGUCUACAACCUACGGCCGGUCCUCACUUUGUGACCCUCCUCUUAUAGACCGCUGUGGGGUUGGAAUUAGGUGGAAAUGGUUUAAAUUGAUAUGCUUUUCUAGUCCUGAUGACCACUCAAAGCGCUUUACAGUACAGUUUGCCAUUCAGCCACACACCCAUUCGUACAGUGCAUCUAUUAGCAGAACGUUUUGGGUUCUAUGAGGGGCAAUUCGGGGUCCAGCAUAUUGCCCAAGGACACGUCAGCAUGCAGAUGGGCUACUGGGGAUCGAACCGACCUUCUGGUUGGAGGACGAACGCUCUACCACUCAGCCACAGCCGCCCCCGUUUAGGUUCGGUUAAGGGUUAGAAUCAGGGUUAGGGUUAGGGAAUGCAUUAUGCCAAUGAGUGUCCUCACUAAGACAGCUGUACAAACGUGUGUGUGUGUGUGUGUGUGUGUGUGUGUGUGUGUGUGUGUGUGUGUGUGUGUGUGUGUGUGUGUGUGUAACACUGCCAGCCUGCCAGUGACUGAAACUAAACACAAAUAGUAAAUUUUCAUAUUCUUUAAUAAUCUCAAAAUAAACAUGAAUAAGAAAGAAA